Messenger RNA from Zingiber officinale, 1261 nucleotides. Its product is annotated as E3 ubiquitin-protein ligase SINAT5-like. Bases 168 to 1079 code for a protein of 303 amino acids. Gene Ontology annotation, cellular component: cytoplasm. Gene Ontology annotation, molecular function: protein binding; ubiquitin protein ligase activity; zinc ion binding. The transcript is spliced from 3 exons. Gene Ontology annotation, biological process: multicellular organism development; ubiquitin-dependent protein catabolic process. NCBI's taxonomy places the organism in Eukaryota, Viridiplantae, Streptophyta, Magnoliopsida, Zingiberales, Zingiberaceae. The record is from RefSeq and is a predicted model, not a curated record.
GCUCCUUCAAAUUUGUUUCCUUUUUUCCUCUUGUUCUUCCUUAUUUACUUCAAUCACCCUCCCGCGUUGAUCUUCCUCCCAAAAAUCCUCCUCUUAUCCCUAAGUUCGCUCUCGAUCGGUAAAUCAGAGCUCGACCGUUCCGAUCUCGCUCUUUUUGUUUAUCGUCAAUGGAAUCGGAUAGCCUCGAGUGCGUUUCGUUGGCGGACGGGCUGGAUGAGGAGGAUAUCGCUCAGCACGUCUCGUCCAAGCCGCAUGCCGGAGGCGCUGCCUUUCCCGGGGUUUCUCCCGCCACUAGCGUCCACGAGUUGCUUGAGUGCCCGGUCUGCGCCAACUCUAUGUAUCCCCCGAUCCAUCAGUGUUGUAAUGGUCAUACACUGUGCUCUACUUGUAAAUCAAAGGUGCAUAAUCGUUGCCCUACAUGUAGACAAGAGCUUGGGGAUAUAAGGUGUCUAGCCCUGGAAAAAGUAGCAGAAUCACUUCAGCUUCCUUGCAAGUACAGCAACUUAGGAUGUUCUGAAAUCAUCCUUUACUACAGCAAGAUCAAGCAUGAAGCACAGUGCAACUUCAGACCUUACAACUGCCCAUAUGCAGGAUCAGAGUGCUUAGUUGUUGGGGAUACUCCUUCCUUGGUUGCACAUUUGAGAGAUGAUCAUAAGGUGGACAUGCACACUGGAUGUACUUUCAAUCACCGUUAUGUGAAGUCGAAUCCACGUGAGGUUGAAAAUGCAACAUGGAUGUUAACUGUUUUUUACUGUUUUGGCCAAUAUUUCUGCUUGCACUUUGAGGCCUUUCAGUUAGGAAUGGCUCCUGUUUACAUGGCCUUUCUUCGGUUCAUGGGCGAUGAGAACGAGGCGAGAAACUUCAGUUACAGCCUUGAAGUUGGGGGCAAUGGCAGGAAACAAAUAUGGGAAGGUACUCCACGGAGCAUUCGUGAUAGUCACCGUAAAGUACGUGACAGUCAUGAUGGCCUUAUUAUACAUAGGAACAUGGCACUCUUCUUCUCCGGUGGUGACCGGAAGGAACUGAAGCUGCGGGUUACUGGACGGAUAUGGAAGGAGCAGCCAAACUCCGAUUCUUGAACUAAAUGUGCUGCAAUCUAUCUUAUUCAAUUGUGUAGCUAUGUUGUAGCAUUGACAUACUUUCUCCAUGUUACAUUGGAUUGUUAUCAGUGGUAAUUGUGAAUAGAAGAACGUAUGGUUAGUUAACCAGUGUAUUCUGCCACUACAGUUGGGGAUCAUGCUCGAUUUUGAACAUUUUCAUU